Molecule: messenger RNA, 1368 nt
Organism: Trichomycterus rosablanca
Lineage: Eukaryota; Metazoa; Chordata; Actinopteri; Siluriformes; Trichomycteridae
Gene: npy7r
Product: neuropeptide Y receptor Y7
Exons: 1
Coding region: 1-1173 (390 amino acids)
Biological process (GO): G protein-coupled receptor signaling pathway
Cellular component (GO): neuron projection; plasma membrane
Molecular function (GO): neuropeptide binding; neuropeptide Y receptor activity
Source: RefSeq, a predicted model, not a curated record
AUGAAUGUUCUUGGUCUGACUGGAGGAUAUACCCAAGCCAGCAUGGGUCCUUUAGACCCAGUUAACGCCACAGGUGACGUCACUAAUGGAGAAGGAGACUCCACCGGUUGGCAGCAGGAGCACAUGAGCAACGUUAGCACGGACUCCCACAAGCCUGCUUUCGUGGAUGACAUUACCAAACACUUGAGCGUUCAGAUUGCUCUCAUAACUGCUUAUUCGCUCAUAAUCCUCCUGGGUCUGGUGGGAAACGCCCUGGUUAUUUACAUGAUCAUUAUUUACAAGAACAUGCGCACCGUUACUAACUACUUCAUCGCCAACCUGGCUCUGGCAGACCUGAUGGUGGAUACCAUGUGCUUGCCUUUUACUCUGGUGUACACUUUAAUCGACGAGUGGAAGUUCGGGGCGGUGAUGUGUCACAUGGUGCCUUACGCGCAAGCCCUGACCGUCCACGUGUCCAUCCUGACGCUCACGGUUAUCGCUCUGGAGCGCUACAGGUGCAUCGUGUUCCACAUGAACGAGCACCUGAGCAGGUUUGCCAGCUUCACCAUCAUUAGCCUGACGUGGGUUUUCGCUGCCAUUCUAGCCGGACCCUUGGCUAUCUUCCGGGAGUACCGGUACGAGGAGAUCACCUACAUCAACCUACGGAUAGCGGUAUGCUCUGAAAAAUGGCCUCAUGGGACCAACCGGGAUGCCAUAAUAUACAGCUUCUCCAUGCUGGUUUUGCAGUACGUGCUUCCGUUGGGCAUCAUCAGCUACGCGUACAUGUGCAUCUGGGUUAAACUGAAGAACCACGUCAGCCCGUGCAACCGUAACGACCACAUCAUGCGGCGCAGGAAGACCACCAAGAUGCUGGUCCUGAUGGUGGUGGUUUUCGCCGUGUGUUGGCUUCCAUUCCACGUGUUCCAGCUCGCCAGCGACCUCGACCUGGUCCUGAAAUUUAAAGAGUACAAGCUGCUUUACACUCUGUUCCACAUUGUGGCCAUGUGCUCCACCUUCACCAAUCCGCUGCUCUACGGCUGGAUGAACAAGAACUACAGGAACGGCUUCCUCAUGUUCUUCCGCUGCCAGCACAAACCCGACACCAUACAUCCAGAGGGUUCGUUCCGGACUCGGUCCAUGCGGGGCGUGGUUGUGAACGGCUACAAUACCAGACAGCCGGCGACUGCUGUCUGAACGACAGACGGACUGGAUUUAUUUCAGAGAUCAGGCCUGCUGUGAAUAUUCUGAAUCAUACAACCAAACAGUUGCAUGCUUUCCAUUCUGAUGAUGCACUGUGUUCAGAAACCUAUUUAUUAUUGGUCAAUUUUACACGUGGUGAACAGUAAAACUGCUAGGUGUCUCUGCAUUGCUUAUUUUUUGUGAUUUUUU